Acanthoscelides obtectus is the source of this 1419-nucleotide messenger RNA. The record is from the annotation of a GenBank genome assembly. Lineage: Eukaryota; Metazoa; Arthropoda; Insecta; Coleoptera; Chrysomelidae.
AUGAAAUCGCUAGGAGAUAUAAAAGUUCCUAAAGCUACUCUGAAACGUAGAAUUGACGAUACAAACAAAAAUGUGCAUGGAUGCGAAAAAAAAUUCGGACGUUCUACGGAUCUUCCCCUAGAAAUUGAAAAUGAAAUAGUUAACCAUGUAUUGGAGCUAGAAAGAAGCUUGUUUGGAAUCACUCGCAAUGAUUUGCGAAAACUUGCCUAUGAUGUCGCCGAAGCUAAUGGGAUUUUACAUAGAUUUAAAAACGGUAAAGCCGGCAAGAAAUGGUAUUACUGCUUUAUGUCCAGGCAUAAAGAGCUAUCUCUUCGACAACCAGAGCCUACUUCAGCAGCGCGGGCUACAGGUUUCAACAAAGAAAAAGUCAAGGCUUUUUUUGAUUGCCUUACUUCUCUCUAUAAUGAGUACAAUUUCAGUCCAUCUUGCAUUUAUAAUGUAGACGAGACUGGCCUCUCUAUGGUUCAGAGGCCUCAAAAAAUUAUUGCACAGAAAGGAAAACAUCAAAUAGGAGCACUUACGAGCGGAGAGCGAGGUGUAAAUACGACAUGUGUCUGUUGUUUGAACGCUGCUGGCAAUUACGUACCGCCAAUGCUUAUUUUCAAGCGCAUUAGAUUUAAAGAUGAACUGAAGGCAGGCGCCCCUCCAGGAACAGAAUUUGCAUGUUCAGAGUCAGGUUGGAUAACUAGUGAGCUGUUUGUUAAAUGGUUGCAACAUUUUAUUAGUUUUGCGAAACCAUCUACUGAUAGGAAAGUUCUCUUAAUACUGGAUGGGCACACCACUCACACAAAAAACCUAGAGGCCAUUUUACUUGCCAGAAAGCAUGGAAUUGUAAUGCUGUCCCUACCAUCUCACACAAUACAUCGACUGCAACCCUGUGACGUCUCUUUUUUCAAGCCCCUAAACUCGUAUUACAAUCAAGCAGCUGAUAAAUGGCUUCGUACAAAUCCAAGCCAAAAUAUAACCCAGUUUCAGGUAUCGGCGCUUCUUGGGGAAGCAUAUGCUAAAGCAGCAUCUGUUGGGAAUGCUCUAAGUGGAUUUGCCAAAUGUGGAAUAUGGCCGUUGGACCCAAAUGUGUUUGAUGAUAGCGAAUACGUUUGUCUAUCUACCAGUACUAGUAGUACCACUUCGUUUAAAAAUCAAGUAAACUCGGAGAUAACCGAAGAAGUGAUUCAGAGCGCUUCACAGUUGACUAACAUUGAUUAUUCCAAUCCACUUGCAUCCACUUCAACAUCCUGUUUGCUAAACACAAAAGGUAAAUCAAGUAGUGAGCUGCCCAAAAGGAAAUCUGUUUCCGAAGUAUCACCUGUGCCCAUUUUGAAAAGAAAAUCGCGUAACCUGGCCUUGUCUUCUACUACAAUUAUUACAGAUAGUCCAUACAAGAACGAUCUUGAAAAAAAAACAACCCAAAAAAAUUGA